Messenger RNA from Cajanus cajan (pigeon pea), 869 nucleotides. Its product is annotated as cold shock domain-containing protein 3. Gene Ontology annotation, molecular function: nucleic acid binding; zinc ion binding. Lineage: Eukaryota; Viridiplantae; Streptophyta; Magnoliopsida; Fabales; Fabaceae. The record is from RefSeq and is a predicted model, not a curated record.
UAGGGAUUAGGGUCCUGGGUCCUAGGGAUGAGGAUGGGUCCCACCAACUAACUAUACAUGCCAAUGGACGAAUCACAAUCGUCUUUUCUUCCCUCCAAUUCACCCUAAACCUUCUGUUUCCCAACCCAUGGCCCAGACUCGGAGAUCCACCGGCACAGUCAAGUGGUUCAACGCGCAGAAAGGUUUCGGCUUCAUAACACCGCAGGACGGCUCCGACGAUCUCUUCGUUCACUUCACUUCCAUCCGAUCCGACGGUUACCGCUCGCUCUCCGAGGGCCAGUCCGUCGAGUUUCUCCUCGACCACGCCGACGACGGCCGCACCAUGGCCGUCGACGUCACCUCCGCCGUUAGAUCUCGCCGUCCGGGGGGAGGCAGGGGCAGGGGAGGGGGACGCUACGCCGCCGGGAGAGGUUACGGCCCUGAGUGUUACAACUGCGGGAGAAUAGGUCACUUGGCCAGGGAUUGUUACCAGGGACAGGGUGGUGGUGGUGGCGGCGAUGGGAGGAACCGGAGACGCGGCGGCGGCGGCGGAGGAGGAGGAGGAGGAGGAGGAGGAGGAGGAGGAGGAUGUUAUAACUGUGGAGAGGAAGGGCAUUUUGCGAGGGAAUGUCCGAAUGUUGGGAAAUGAGUGGGAAUUUGGGGUUAUGAAUUGUGAGUUUGUAACCGUUAGUUGCUGUUGGGUUCUGAGCAUUUCUUUUCUUAUUAUUUGUUUCCAAACUUUGCUAAUUGUUUCAUCUUCUUUUCAAGUUUUUAUCUAACAAACUCUCAUUGUGCUUCUUCCAACCUCUGCUAUCUGUCAUUGUGAUGUGAGAACCAAAUUUCGGCAUAUCUUUUCCACUAUAAAUUAAUUAAUUCUUUCUGUGUUCUGA